AUGGCAGCAACUCCAAAUGCCCCUGCCCAGGCGACUGAUGCUGUCUCCAUAGGGCAAGCAACAAGGGACAAGGCGCCCUCGGACCCGACAACCGAUACUGAACAGCCGGACUCUCUGCAGGAAGAGAAAGACAAGUCACUUCCACCAGACGGCGGGUAUGGCUGGGUAUGUGUGGUCUGCAAUGGUUUUAUUAAUGCUCAUACGUGGGGACUCAACUCAACGUAUGGCGUUUUCCUUGGCCACUAUCUCAGUUCGAAUGCCUUCCCGGGCACGUCCCCCCUCGCCUUCGCCUUUAUAGGAGGACUGUCGAUCAGUCAGGCAUUGCUCGUUGCACCGCUAGCAACUUAUCUCAUCAGUCGCACCAGCAUACGUGUGUGCCUCAACGUCGGCAUCUUUUUCGAGACCCUGUCACUACUCGGCGCUUCAUUCUCAACUGAACUCUGGCAACUAUGCCUGUCCCAGGGCGUCUGCUUCGGCUGGGGCAUGGGCUUUUUGUUCACAGCAUCGGUAGGAAUACUACCACAGUGGUUCCUCAAGCAUCGCAGCAUCGCCAACUCACUGUCCGCCUCGGGCUCCGGGCUAGGUGCGAUGAUUUAUUCCCUCGCCGCCGGACGCGCAAUCCAGACCAUCGGCCUUCCGUGGACGUUUCGCAUGUUGGCAAUAUGUGUCUUCAGUGUCAACAUCGUGGCUGCAAACCUUUUACGUGACAGGAACAAGGAGACCGGCGCUCGGCACCGUGCAUUCGAUGUUGGUAUUCUGAGGCGACCAGAAUUCCUCUUGGUACUCGGAUGGGGCUAUUUUUCUAUGCUGGGAUAUGUGGUUGUUGUUUUCUCCAUCCCUGCUUACGCCACGCAGAUCGGGUUGACCUCGCAGCAAGGCUACAUUUUGAACGCUAUUGUCAACCUCGGACAAGCCAUAGGACGGCCCGUGAUAGGCUUGACAUCAGACCGGUUUGGCAGGAUCAACCUAGCAUGCCUCUACAGUCUACUGGCCGGCGUGGCCAUUUUCUGCUUCUGGAUUCCGACCGAAGUCGCUCCUGACUCCUAUGCUCUGCUUAUUGUCUAUGCAAUCAUUGGCGGUGGCCUAGCAGGGACCUUCUGGACAACAAUCGCUCCCGUGAGCGCCGAGGUCGUCGGCCUAAAGGAUCUGCCAGGAGCCUUGAGUCUGACGUGGGUAAUGCUGGUUCCCCCAACCACCGUCAGUCAGCCCAUCGCGCUGCAGCUGCGCAGCUUGGGCCAGCAGAGCUUCGUGUAUCUGCGGCCGCAGCUGUUCACUGGAUUCAUGUAUGUCGGUGGAGCGGCGUGUCUGCUUGUGCUUCGCGGAUGGAAGAUUGGUCAGGUGGAGGAGGUUGAGAGACGGCUGAGAGAGGAAGUGAAACGGAAGCAGAGGUCUGUGCUUGUGAAGGCGGAGGCGCAUCAACGCGAGCGCCGGCGCAUGGACGACUCUGGUGCCAGGAAAGAGACAGAAGAUGGUGCAGAUGCGAUUUGGGAGGCAGCCGCUGGCGAAGAGGGGCCUAUUAAGGUUACAGCAGCUGUCAUCGAGAGGGUGGGCACGCAGGACGAGGUUAGGAAAGCGAGUUGGGAGUGGAGGGAUCUCCUGAGGCGGAUGCUCAAAACGCAAAAAGUAUGA
Molecule: messenger RNA, 1629 nt
Organism: Cyphellophora europaea CBS 101466
Lineage: Eukaryota; Fungi; Ascomycota; Eurotiomycetes; Chaetothyriales; Cyphellophoraceae
Exons: 1
Coding region: 1-1629 (542 amino acids)
Biological process (GO): transmembrane transport
Molecular function (GO): transmembrane transporter activity
Source: RefSeq, a predicted model, not a curated record